UAGUUGUGGUGAUCCUUCAUACUACAGUUUUGAAUGCAAUAACACCACCAUCUUCAACACAUUAAGUGGGAACUACCGAGUCACCGCCAUUGAUAAGGAGAAUCGUAGAUUUUUUAUUCUAGUUGGCUCAGAAACUGCCCAAACUUGUAACAGCAGAAACUCAUCUACCCAUGUGAGAUCGGUUGGAAGCCUCCAUCGGAGCCAAGCUGUGAUUCGUCGAUGGGCUGUGAAGAUUGGCCUGCUUCAGAUUGCCAUGAUAGGGGCAAUGGGUCGAGAUGCUACUGUAGAGACGACUAUCAAUGGGAUGGCUCUUUGGCAAAUUGUAGUGAAGCCUUGAGAAAUUUAGGUAAUGACUACAAGAGAAGAAACACAAUUCUAGUUUCUGUUGUGGUUGUGGCGCUUAUACUAUUUUCCUGCUCAAGCUAUGUCUUCUAUCGAAGAAAGAAGGCAAAACACCAAGCAGGGAAUUUGGAGAGCAGUGAAGGUGAAAGACAAGUAAAUGACUUGAUGCUUGAAAAUGGCAAGGCCAGUGGUGUUCCUUUCUACGAUUUGGACAUGAUCUUAUGUGCCACUGAUAACUUCUCAGACACCCAUAAGCUCGGGCAAGGUGGAUCUGGGCCGGUUUAUAAGGGGAAGUUUCCGGAAUGGCUUGAAGUCGCGGUGAAGAGGCUAUCGUGCUGCUCAGGUCAGGGAGUCGAGGAAUUUCUCAACGAGGUCGUCUUGAUUGCCAUGUGAUAUGGAGUUAAAGGCGGAAGUAAAACAAGAACUGGAAUUCAAUAUAAAAGAAGAACAAUCUUCCAAAGAGUCCAAGAUAAUCCUCUGAAGAGGCCUACGGUUGAUACCGUCCUAAUACACUUUAUUUUUCGAGAUAUCUAGCUCUUCUAAAGAUGAGCUAUUUAUAGGGAUCAACAUAUAGAUAAACAAUGAAACAAAUCCUCAACAUUUAAAGUAAUCUUUCAACAAUCUCCAUAAUAAUGAAAAUAAUCUCAAGAGAUAA
Molecule: messenger RNA, 997 nt
Organism: Salvia splendens (bonfire salvia)
Lineage: Eukaryota; Viridiplantae; Streptophyta; Magnoliopsida; Lamiales; Lamiaceae
Product: ATP binding / protein kinase
Exons: 5
Coding region: 220-735 (171 amino acids)
Biological process (GO): protein phosphorylation
Cellular component (GO): plasma membrane
Molecular function (GO): protein serine/threonine kinase activity
Source: RefSeq, a predicted model, not a curated record